AUGGCUCGGCCAACUGCCAUGUCGUUGUCAGUUGGGGAAGAAGCAAAUGUCAGUCCAGUUGACAUGCGCCCAAAAGGUGAGACAAUGCAAGUCCCCCUCGAUGGCCUCGACGAGGACACUAGACAAGGGCUGGAGCUCAACUUGAACAACGCGAGCAAGGAUCCAUCCCAUGUCAACCGGUGCUUGAAGAUCCACUCCCGAGCUUCGCCGGCCGAACCGAUUGGCCAUCCCGGCGUCUACCACCGGGAGCCCCCCGGUCAGAUCCCCCCUCCGCGGCCUCAAUUAACACUCUACGCGCUACUUCCCGAAAGAGGCUCAACGUCCUGGCUGUCGUGGCGGAACCUCAGGGGUGGCCACGCUUCGAGCCUUCGAGCCCACGCAUCAUGGAUAGAAAUCGUUCUACGUUUCCCUGGCCUGGUGGACUUCCUUGAGUUGCAGUUCCCUCCCCUUUUCCACCAAUCCUCUCUGCUUCAUCCCAGAAGAGAAUCCUGCCCUGCUGGGUCUUUUGACUCCUCAUUAUCUCUGUUCUUGCAGCUUGCAGGCUGGGCAACAGGCACAAACAUUAUGAUUACAGGCCUGGUCACCCUUUCUAGACCGCUCGGCAGGCUGGACCGGCCAGGCUCGCUUGAUCAAGAGAUUGAACGGGGCUUCAGCGGCUCUCAAGAACCAAGGAGCCAACUGAUAACUCUGGAGUCUGACCUGUUCAAGUUCGAGUUGAAAUUGCAUUUGAUCUCUUCCUGGCCCAGCUGCCCAGCGGACAGCCGCAUUGUUGUAGAACUUCACGAGUGCAACGAAGGAUUUCCUAUAAGCAGUAUGCGUGAUAUGCUUUUGCCAAUAGACUUCCCGUGCCCACUGCCCACCUCAAUAUGCUUUUGGCGGCUUUGGCCCGAGGCUAAUGACGACGUCGAUGAGCAGGCCACUAGCGAGAAGAUCUGCUCGGAGCCCCGUGCCGUGAUCCGUCUGCCAACCGCCCGGGUCUCACGGCUACGGCCUUGUCAUCCCAUCCCUAUCAUCGUCCCCAUUCCAAUCUAUCUCAACCCCUGGGGCCAGCCAGGCCGCUGGGAGCCCCGUUGUAACUCGAUGUUCAAGGCCCAAUGUUCCACACUGAGAACCAGCAAGGGUUUCCCACCCCCUUUUCAGCCGAUCGACGAGCGCGUACCUGCUCACCGAGUCCACUCUGCACAAAAUCUCAUGAUGGAUGCGACGCCAGGAUGCCUUCGUGGAGAGUCGAUCGAAUCUACGAACACCAAGCUUGGCUAUUACACAGUCAAGGUUGUCGCUGCACUCAACAUGAUGCACGCGCAGAAAAGCCCCUGGCGGCGCAGCGAAAAGAAGCGCUCGCUGCUCAGCCAGGUGCCAUCACUUCAAACACGGCAGUUCAUCCUUUCAUCACACGCCGCUCGGUAA
This is a messenger RNA of Colletotrichum lupini, 1407 nucleotides long. RefSeq lists its product as uncharacterized. The record is from RefSeq and is a predicted model, not a curated record. The transcript has 11 exons. The coding region runs from base 1 to 1407 and encodes 468 amino acids. Lineage: Eukaryota; Fungi; Ascomycota; Sordariomycetes; Glomerellales; Glomerellaceae.